AUGUGGCAAAAGAUUUAUCUCCUCACUGGUGCAAACCGGGGCAUCGGUCUCGGUCUGCUCAAAAUCCUGAUCUCCCGUGAACACACCUUGGUCAUCGCCGGCGUUCGCGACCCAGACUCAGCAUCCGCAAAAGCCCUCCUCGAUCUUCCCACCGCUGGCUCCUGCACCAAAGUCAUCCUCUCCAAAAUCGAAGUCUCAUCACAAGAGUCCAUCAAAGCCGCGGUCAAAAAGCUAACCGAGGAAGACGGCAUCGAAAGAAUCGACGUCCUGAUUUCUAAUGCUGGUAUCGCGAAUUAUUACGGCCCGGCUGCUAUCACUCCGCUUAAGGAAGUGAGAGAGCAUUUUGAGGUUAAUGCUGUAGGAACGCUUUCGUUGUUUCAGGAAACUUGGCCGCUUUUGGAGAAGUCUGAGAGGCCGGUCUUUAUGGCGCUUUCGACCGGCGUUGGUUCAAUUGGUGAUAUGGAGAGUAUGCCACUCAAGAGCACUGCCUAUGGCGCAAGUAAAGCAGCUUUGAAUUAUAUGAUGCGCAAAAUCCAUCUCGAGUACCCCAACUUGAUCGCUUUCCCGAUCAGUCCUGGAUGGGUUCAAACUGAGAUGGGGAAUCAUGGUGCGAAGUCUCAUGGAAUGGAGACUGCGCCGACUACUUUGGAUGAGUGUGUUGCUGGUGUAAUUGGCAAGCUUGAUGGUGCGACGAGAGAGGAGACUUCUGGUAACUUUAUCAGCUAUGAUGACACGAAGUUUGGGUGGUAA
This is a messenger RNA of Glarea lozoyensis ATCC 20868, 750 nucleotides long. Its product is annotated as NAD(P)-binding Rossmann-fold containing protein. The transcript has 4 exons. Bases 1 to 750 code for a protein of 249 amino acids. Gene Ontology annotation, molecular function: oxidoreductase activity. The record is from RefSeq and is a predicted model, not a curated record. NCBI's taxonomy places the organism in Eukaryota, Fungi, Ascomycota, Leotiomycetes, Helotiales, Helotiaceae.